AUGACCUCAUCUACCUUUGCAGAUUUGCCCAUUCCCAGCCAUAAGCCCGCCACCCGAGCUCUCGGAACCAGUCCCACAAAUGAUAUAGCAGCAGUGCAGGCGUUCCCGAAGGACUUCGCACAUCGCAAUGACUGUCCGAGGGGAGUUAGGCACUUAGAGAUGCGAGCACCUCGUAGAUCAUCCCCAACGUCUGUGCACGUGUUCGGGAAAAGGAUCGUCAGAUGUGAGAUUGGCGGAGGUGCAUAUGACUAG
This is a messenger RNA of Morchella sextelata, 252 nucleotides long. RefSeq lists its product as uncharacterized. The record is from RefSeq and is a predicted model, not a curated record. The coding region runs from base 1 to 252 and encodes 83 amino acids. The transcript has 5 exons. Lineage: Eukaryota; Fungi; Ascomycota; Pezizomycetes; Pezizales; Morchellaceae.